Messenger RNA from Coregonus sp. 'balchen', 11982 nucleotides. The record is from the annotation of a GenBank genome assembly. NCBI's taxonomy places the organism in Eukaryota, Metazoa, Chordata, Actinopteri, Salmoniformes, Salmonidae.
AUGGCUGCUGUGUGUAAAUUAAAGAGUGUAGCUAACUUUUUCCUGUCCUCCAUCCUCUCUCUCUCUUUUGUAGUGUACAUGCGUAACCCUCAGAUGCCUCCGUACGGGUCACCGCAGCAACCUGGCUCCGCCUUAUCCCCUCGCCAGUCGUCGGGAGGCCAGAUGCAUCCUGGGAUGGGGCCCUACCCUCAGAAUAAUUCCAUGGGGAACUACGGCCCUCAGGGCGGACAGUACGGACCACAAGGUGAAGCCCCGUACACACAGCUCGUACACAAUGAAGUCAUUAAGUUGGUUCUGUCCCGCAUAACGAUGACUGGCCAAAAGAUUCCAGGUCUCUCUUGAAAAGGAGACUAACCUGGUUAAAUAAAUGUUAGGAAGAUACGGUCACAACUAUGUAGACCUCAUACAAACAGAUAGCAGCUACGCAUUGUUUUUUGGUGCUCCAUGUGAGUAAAACCACUGAUGGAAGGCUACAUGCACCUUGGUUUUAAUGGGAUACUUCAGGAUUUUGUCAAUGAAGCCCUUUAUCUACUUCCCCAGAGUCAGAUGAACUCAUGGAUACAAUUUUUUAUGUCUCUGCGUGCUGUUUGAAGGAAGUUGCUAACUAGCUUUAGCGCAGUUGCUAACUAGCGUUACCGCAAUGACUGAAAGUCUAUGGUAACUGCUAGCAUGCUAGAAAAUACCAUAGACUUCCAGUCAUUGCGCUAAUUGUAGUUAGCAGUGGCUCGCGAAACUACCUCUAACUUCCGUCAUACUGGAUGCAGAGACAUAAACAAGGUAUCCAUCGGUUCAUCUAACUCUGGGGAAGUAGAUAAAGGGCUUCAUUGCCAAAAUCCCGAAGUAUCCAUGUCUGUUAAGAGCUGCUGAACGAUUUUCUCACAGCUUAGUGAAAGGAGUGGGGGAGGAAGAGAAGGGGAAAUAAAAGUGUCAACAGGAUAUGAUCCUCCUAUUCUAGCUCUUACUGAAGCCCUGUAGUAACCAUGUGCUCCCCUUUGCUGCUUUAACGUGCUAUUGCUGUAACAUACACACAGAGCUCGUCCUGAUCGUAAAGCCAUUGAUUGUCGAGAUAGUAGGAGCACUGUACUUUAUAGCCUUUUAUUGCUCUCUGGACCGUUAAAAAAGAUCAGAACAUUCUAAUCUUCCAAAAGAUUUUUCAAUUGUCCUACAACCACCAGUGUUUCUGAGGUAGCCUAGAUACAGAGAACCUUUUGAAGCUGCAUUUUAAAUGUAGAAUAGAUGUAUAAAAAUAUGUGAUUUUCUCUAGCUCUCUCCCUCAGAGGACUUUUUUUCCACAGUCUUUGAAGAAGUAUGGAGACAGAUUACUCAUCGAAUCAGACUCUAGCCCAGCAUCUACACCCUCUGUCAUCAGCUAGCAUGUCAGAACAGAAACUGAGAGAGAGACCAUAUCUGUGGAGUUAAAUUUAGACGUGGACCACAGAAACUCCCAGCCAGGUUUCUAUAUGUCGGAGGCUAGAAGGUUUCUAUGAGGCAGGUUCACCACAGGCUACAUACAACAGGCCUAAAGAUUCACCACAGGUAUCGAUCUAUCUGCUUGAAUAGAAACCUAAAGAUUCACCACAGGUAUCGAUCUAUCUGCUUGAAUAGAAACCUAAAGAUUCACCACAGGUAUCGAUCUAUCUGCUUGAAUAGAAACCUAAAGAUUCACCACAGGUAUCGAUCUAUCUGCUUGAAUAGAAACAUCCUCCUUUUUAAACUCAAAUAGUAGGCCUAGCUGUUAAGUCCUUUUUCUUAUUUAGGUUUAGGACUAUUGCUGUGUUAGAGUAAGACCUGGGUUGUAUACAGUAAAAAUACAACAUUUUGAAACUUGAGUGAAAUAGGGAGGUACUACAUGGACAAAUGACGGUGUGCCCUCUAGAACAGUCCCCUGAUGUCUUUCUCUCUCUCGCUCCCCACCCUCCAGGUUACCCCAGACAGCCCGGCUACAGUGGCAUGCCCAACGCCAACUACCCUGGAGGUCCAGGGGGCAUGAACCCUAUGCCAGGCCAGGCUGGUGGGGCGCCGUACGCAGGCAUGCCCCCUGGCAGGAUGGGUCCGGGUCAGAUGGGUGCUCGCCCCUACGGCCCCGGCCCUGGGAUGGGCCCCAAUAUGGGCCCUGGCAUGCCCCCACAGGUGACCUCUGGGAUGUGCCCCCCUCCAGGCAUGAACAGGAAGGGCCCCGGGGGCCCUCCGGAUGCAGCCUCCGCCAUGCACCACGGUGGCCCCGGAGCCAACUCUAUACAUAACAGGUAGGCCGCCUGGUCUGCACUCAACGACACAGUAUUGCUGCUUUAGGAGACAGUUCAGCAUUGCGUGCCAUUCAGUAUUACAUGGUUCAUCUCUUUGUUGGAAAGAAAACCCCAUUGUCUGCUGUGUGUGAGAGGAGAGGUCAGGUGUGCGCCGAACAGCUAAGAUGUAGACCAGUCAGUCUACCAGUCAGGCAGGGUAACACAGAACACAGGGACAGAGAGGAAAUGGAGGUGGCUUAUGAAAACAGUGAUCCAGGCAGUGAGUCGCACAGUUGUUCAGUCAGGAAGUCAGCUGAGCCUCAGAGCAGAGAAACAGCUCCAGAGACAGACAGACAGACGGACAGGUGGAGAAGCCCGGAGACCCAGACGGGUACAUCAGGAGUUAAGACGGCCCUGUUUAGUAGGGAGUAAAACGUUUUGAAACAGGGAGAAAUACUCUUUAUUUUUUUACUUUUUUAAAGUGUUUUACUAUGGUGUGCCCUACUGAACACAACCCAGGUGUCCACUGAGGAUGUUGAGCAGAGAGGGAAGGUAAAAAGGGAAGUAGAUAACAAGGGAUUUUAGGCAGAUGUGGGCCUCUGUAAGUAAAGGGAGGGAUGAGAAAUACAGUAUUCAGACAUUUAGUUGGUUUUGUUUGUUAGAAAUUAUUAAUUUCGUCGGAUGAAAACCUUUUAUCUCCAAAACACACACUUUUCAGGAAAUGGAAAAAACAGCCAUAUUUUCCCAUUGACGAACAUACAAUUAUGAAACUUGACAGGUAUUUUGAAUACGUUUUCGUUACGAGGUUUUCAUCCGACAGCGACGAUAUUCUUUCGUUUAUGUUUUGAAUAUUGCCAUGUUGUUUUAUAACUGUGUCAUGUAUCGUAACCAUUGUGAAUGGAUUUCUGUUGUUGUUGCCCCCUCAGGCCUCCAGGCUACCCCCCCAACAUGCCCCAGGGGAUGAUGGGAGUAGGAUCUUCGUACGGCCCGGGGCCGGGGGCUAUCAACAGCAUGCAGGGCAUGAUGAACCAGGGAGGACCCUACGGAGUAGGGCCCAUGGGAGGGAACAUGGCCAACAACACACCUGGUGAGUCUGUUGCAUCUGGACAUUUUUCUAUCACCCAACUCAAGUGGACAACAUUUUUGCUUUUGGCAUAUCAUCUGAUGUGAUAUUUGAAAUGGUAUAGAAUUGUCAAUGAAUUGGAUUGAAAUGUUACUUAACUAAUAAGUAACAUUUGUUCUCCAUCUGCCAGGCAUGGCUCCUAGCCCUGAGUUUGGCAUCGAUGUCAAAUUGAACCCAGCCCAGAAGAUGAACAACAAGGUGGACGGCACGCCCAAACCUGAAACCAAGAAGGUAAAGAAGGUUUGUGGUUACGACUUGUGGUACUGAAUGAUACAGUCAGAAUGAGAGAGCUGCAUGGUUGUGUUUGUGUAUAGAAAUAGAAUCCCUAGAAUGGUCAAAGCCCCUCUGACCAUGGCAAUUUGACUGGUAACCUCAUGGGUACACUCAAUAUGGCUGACCUAGUAUUGGGAUUCUACUACUAUUGCUUAAUGAGUGGAAGUAAGUUGAAGUCAAUGGUGAAUAUCAUGCCAAAUCCUCACCUCUUCCUCCUCCCAUCUCCCUCUUUCAGAAGUCAAACUCUUCGACGACGACCAAUGAGAAAAUAACUCGUCUGUAUGAGCUGGGUCCGGAGCCGGAGAGGAGGACGUGGGUAGACCGGUACCUGGCGUUCACUGAGGAGAAGGCCACGGGUAUGACCAACCUUCCCGCCGUGGGACGCAAACCUCUGGACCUCUUCAGACUUUACGUCUCAGUCAAAGAGAUAGGAGGCCUCACACAGGUCAGUACUUGUGUAUAGCGUGUUAGUGUGUCUGUGCUUGCGUGUAUCUGUGUGUUUUAGUAUACCGACAUCAUUAUUUGCCUGAUAAUCUUGUCUUAUUGUCACUCCAUUUUUCUACAGCAGUUUAGAGUUGUUCUAUGAACAUCACAUAGUUACCUAGUUUGGACUGUAUUGGGUAGCUGUGGUGUUGUAAUCUCUCCUCGCUCCUUCCGCCCACCAGGUGAACAAGAAUAAGAAGUGGAGGGAGUUGUCCACCAACCUGAACGUGGGCACGUCCAGCAGCGCCGCCAGCUCUCUGAAGAAGCAGUACAUCCAGUGUCUGUACGCCUUCGAGUGCAAGAUCGAACGUGGCGAGGACCCGCCCCCGGAUCUCUUCAUCGAAGCCAAAAAGACCACCCAGCCCAAGAUUCAGCCCCCCAGCCCAGGUCCGUGUUGUGUGUGUCUCUUUGUCUUUGUGUGUGUCUGUGUGCAUCAGCCCCCCAGCCCAGGUCCGUGUUGUGUGUGUCUCUUUGUCUUUGUGUGUGUCUGUGUGCAUCAGCCCCCCAGCCCAGGUCCGUGUUGUGUGUGUGUCUUUGUCUUUGUGUGUGUCUGUGUGCAUCAGCCCCCCAGCCCAGGUCCGUGUUGUGUGUGUCUCUUUGUCUUUGUGUGUGUCUGUGUGCAUCAGCCCCCCAGCCCAGGUCCGUGUUGUGUGUGUCUCUUUGUCUUUGUGUGUGUCUGUGUGCAUCAGCCCCCCAGCCCAGGUCCGUGUUGUGUGUGUCUCUUUGUCUUUGUGUGUGUCUGUGUGCAUCAGCCCCCCAGCCCAGGUCCGUGUUGUGUGUGUCUCUUUGUCUUUGUGUGUGUCUGUGUGCAUCAGCCCCCCAGCCCAGGUCCGUGUUGUGUGUGUCUCUUUGUCUUUGUGUGUGUCUGUGUGCAUCAGCCCCCCAGCCCAGGUCCGUGUUGUGUGUGUCUCUUUGUCUUUGUGUGUGUCUGUGUGCAUCAGCCCCCCAGCCCAGGUCCGUGUUGUGUGUGUCUCUUUGUCUUUGUGUGUGUCUGUGUGCAUCAGCCCCCCAGCCCAGGUCCGUGUUGUGUGUGUGUCUUUGUGUGUGUCUGUGUGCAUCAGCCCCCUAGCCCAUGUCAGUGCUGGACACUCAAACUAAUACUUCACAUUCCCUCCCUCCCAUACCGACUCUGCUCAGUUUGAGUUAUAGAUAGUCACAUUGAUUCAACUGGAAUGAAUGAAUGAAUGUUUAAUUUCUCUAUCACAUAGAUCUCUCAUUUCCCUCCUUGCCCCAUAUAACUGGGCCAUAAACUAGCAUAUUUUACUGUAUCCUAUUAAUUGUCAAGUUAAAAGGCAAUCUUACAACAUCAUUUAUCAUCUCCUCUAUAUGAGCCACCUUCCUCUAUAAAUCACCACUGUUUUGGCUUAGGAUAAACUAGCUGUAAGUGAUAGCGUUGCCAAGGUAGUAAGUCACAGGCGUGUCUGUGGUGUCCUCCGACAGUUUCAUGAGCAUAUCUGGGGGAAUACUUCCUGGCAUUUACCAAAGUGUGUGUGUGUGUGUGUAAAGACGAGGUGGGGAAUCGACGUGUCCUUUAGCCUGGUGUGUGUUGGUCUGUUUGGUAUGUGUCCUCUCCUAGAUGUCAACGUCCCUCAGCCGCCUCAGACCACAAACACUCAUUCAGUUUAUUCUAAACAUAUUGGUAUGCUGAGGCCGUCCUGUGGUUGUCUAUGAGAGGCACAUACCGUGUGUUUGUUCUGUGGUAACUCAGUCUAAUGCUGGAGUCUAAAAGGGGCUGUCCUCAGUCAUCUGCUCCCCGCUGCUUCUCUCGUCAGGGGGGUGUUAUGUUUUGUCGGUGUUCUCACCCUAAAUGCUAUUUAUUUUGGAGAGGCUGGUCUCUGUUAUCCCCCAGGCUGCCUGGCCAGACACACCAUGAUGACAUGAUGCCAGAACCAGCCACGUGCUCCUCAGCAGUCUUGCUCUGCUGGUCUGGCCCAGCCAAGCCAAGGAUGCUGUGGGGAGGAGGGAUGGGGGGUAGGGAGAGGUUAUGGGGGUGCAGGAAGAUCCUCUGUGGUGGGGAGUCAGUGUCAGGGAGUUGGGGGAAGGGAUGAGGAUAAAGGGGGAUCGUCUGAUGCCCUCCAUUACUAGCUGCUUCUACUACUACAGGGCCUUGUGCCUAGUGUCUGGUUCCUGGCCCACGGCUUCACAGGCAACCCUCUCUCUCCCUCCCUCCCUCCCGCCCUCCCUGGAGCUUUGUGCUGAGCCAGAAAAUGAUGAAUGGGAAAAGGGGUGUGUGGUGUGUGUAAAGUUACACACAUUUUUUUGCUCCCCCCUGAGAUUCUGCCUCCCUCCUCCUUCCCUUCUCUUCAGCUGUAGUAGAGGGAAGUCCCUGCCCCGGGGGAGGGAGGGAGGGAGGGCAGACUGAUGUGCGCGGUGCUGUAUGUGACAAGUGAGAAAAUGUGAAUAACUGUGACCUGCCAAUGACCUCCUGUGUGUGUGUUUGUGUGUGUGUUAAUGAAUGGAACACAUGACUCAUCAGACAGGCGUGCUAAUAGUGAGAAGUCCUGAGCCGGGCAAGGGAAGAGAGCCACCCCCAUGCCAUGCAACACAAACACACUGGGCCAUGUGGUAAUCUGACGGAGGCUGACUUUAGAUCAUUGUUUCCUGGUGACUUUGUGAUACCGGCAGCUAGGCAUGCUGAGAUGAAGGAUUCAGCUCCUCUGUGUGUGGGUGCCCAAAGCCAGCCUGACUCCUCUGUGCACUGUGUGUGCAGUCUGGGAUUUGAGAGAGAGGUUUAGCCUCAACACUGGGCUGAGGCGAUCUCUCUCACUGUGAGCCUCUAUACUACCACUGAGGCUGUGUGGGAUUUGUCUAAAAUGUGCGUAUCUCUACUGUGUGUGUUGCAGCUGGGUCUGGAUCUCUGCAGGGCCCCCAGACCCCCCAGUCCACCAGUAGUUCCAUGGCAGAGGGGGGGGACCUGAAGCCCCCCACCCCAGCCUCCACCCCUCACAGCCAGAUGCCCCCCAUUCCAGGAGUCAGGUACCUAUGACACUCUCUCUACCACUGUCUCAAAACAUCCUCUCACUCUCUACUAUACCUGACAACAAUCUCAUCUCUUCCACUGAAGAAGAGUUGGUAACAAAAACAGAAUAGAUUUUUCCAUUCAAGGGGAAGCAAACUGAUUAACAACACAAUUGAAAGCAAUAUUUAGCUUGUUUAUUUUGUGGGUAAUUAACUCUCUCUUUCUCUCUCUCUAUCUCCCUUCCCUAUAGGCUGCAGGACCCGUUUGCAGACGGGGGCGACCCGGCGUUUGCCAGACGGAACUCUAUGACCCCCAACAGCUACCAGUCUGGGAUGGGUGGUCCAGAGAUGAUGGCCCGCAUGGGGCCUUACGAACCCAACAAGGACCCCUUUGGUGGCAUGAGGAAAGGUGAGCAAUGGGUUAACUGGCUUUUAGACAUUUUAUUUGGAGGUCACAGGAAAUUGUACAAGAAUACUGUACGAAGACUUGGAGUAUAUUGUCUAUCAUCCUGUGUGAUCAUGUGUGGCUCAGUUGGUUAAGAAUGUGGAGCUAGCAACACCAAGAUUGUGGCUUUGUGGGUUCACAGCAUCUGCUAAGUGGCCUAGACAAACUUGUCCCAUACAAUAUUGAGAAUAGGAGAGGGCCUAGAACUGAGCCCUGGGGGACACCAGUGGUGAGAGCACGUGGUGCGGAGACAGAUUUAACCCAAACUCUUUGUGUCUCUGCAGCUGGAGAGCAAUUCAUGACUCCAGGGCCGGGCCCUAACAGUGGUAUGGAGGGGCAGUUCAACAGAGGCCCCCCAGGGCCAAUGGGCCCCAACAUGCAGAUGGGUCAGAGACAACAGUACCCCUACGGACCUGGAUAUGACAGGAGACAGGAGCCAGGGAUGGGUCCUGACGGAAGUAUGGGUCCUGGAGCCCCCCAGCCCAACCUGAUGCCUUCAGGGGCUGAUUCUGGGAUGUACUCCCCCAGCCGACCCCCACCAGUGCAACGGUCAGUACCUCAAACUGGGCUAAGUCACAUAAUGGAUCUUCUACAUGUUAAAUAGUUACUGUAUUUUCUCAAGAAGGAUUUGAUCUCGGUGUGAGCUUAUGUGAUCUAUUCAAGCAUUUACUUUCUCUUAUUUUGUGUUUUCUGUGUAGGUUAUUUUCGAUAAGUUCUGCUGCAUUUCAAUUGCCAAAGUGUUAGUUUGUUAACCUUGCAUGUUGUUUCAGGCAUGAUUCCUAUGGUAAUCAGUACCCUGGCCAAGGAGCGCCACCUGGUGGCCCCUACCCCAAUCAGCAGCCAGGAAUGUUUCCACAGCAACAACCCGUAAGAACAUUUUGUCCACUGCUCUCUUUGUAUACCCAUAUCUGCUUCAGAAGCCUUGUAAAUGUUCAGUUAAAAUGGACUUGCAUUUAUCAGUAUAACUUAUUCAGUGUAAUGAAUGUGGUAUGUUAUAUUGAUACGAUAUGACUGGGGGAAAAAAAAUAUAUAUAUAUAAUAACUUGAAAUGUAUUGAAUUCAUAAUCAAUACCAUUAGUUUGAUAUUGAGAUGCUAACAAUGUGUCUGUCUGUCUUCAGAACUACAAGCGUUCUCCAGGCGAUGGGGCCUACGGUCCCCCAGCAAAGCGUCAUGAGGGGGAUGGGAUGUACAAUGUCCCCUUCAGCGGUCAGCAACAGCCAGGGCCCCAGCCCUCUGGGGCCCCACAGGGCCAACAGGACAUGUACAAUCAGUACAACGCAGGCUACCCCGGCUCUGACCGCCGACCACCUGGCCCCCAGGGCCAGUUCCCAUUCCCCUUCGGCCGAGACCGGGGGCCCUCUAGCGGGGGCCCAAGCUCCCAGUCCCCCAUGCCUCCCCAAAUGAUGGGCAGCCCUAUGCAGGUGGCCCCUGACGGUCCUCAGGGCCCCAUGUGGCAGGGACGCAACGAGAUGGGCUACCCCAACUACCCCAACCGCCAGGGGCCUCCAGGACCUGGCCAGGGGCCCCCCCAGGGCUACCACAGCAUGAACCGCUCUGAGGAGAUGAUGCCAGGGGCCGACCAGCGGAUUAACCACGAGGGCCAGUGGCCGGGACACCCCAGCCAGAGACAAUCCCCCUACGGGCCGGGGCCGGGGGGCUCGGGUCCCCCCAUGUCCAGACCUCUGCAGUCCAACUAUCAGAGCUCCCAGAACCAUAUUUCCCAGGUGUCGAGCCCCGCCCCCAUGCCCCGCCCCAUGGAGAGCCGGACGUCCCCCUCCAAGUCGCCCUACAUGCACUCAGGCAUCAAGAUGCAGAAGGCGGGGCCCCCCGUGCCCGCGUCCCACAUAGGCCAGGCCCCUGUGCAGCCCCCUCUCAUCAGGCGGGACAUAGCCUUCCCCCCAGGGUCGGUGGAGGCCUCCCAACCCAUCCUCAAACCCCGAGGACGACUCACCAUGAAAGACAUCGGUAUGCAAGUGUUGGCUGAUUUUUCACCCAAAACUUGCCAUUUUCAGGAGAUUAAAUGUUAGCAGACCCUUUGCACAAAGUCACUUUAUAUAUAUUUAUUUAUUAUUAUUAUUAUUAUUAUUAUACUACUAACUAUUUGUAAUUUUCAAGUGAUCUAAUGCUAGUAAAGUGGUGCCAUCAUCCUGUAUCAGUCACUGAUGUAUUUUCUGCUGUGUUCUCUCAGGCACCCCAGAGGCCUGGAGAGUGAUGAUGUCACUGAAGUCAGGCUUACUAGCUGAGAGCACUUGGGCCUUGGACACCAUUAAUAUUCUACUGUACGAUGACAACAGCAUUUCUACUUUCAACCUCUGUCAGGUGAGUUACAACAACAGGCCUUAGAAUGAAACACCCAUAAUUAUUUUAUUAUAUUAAUAUUAUACUUAAAAAAUAUUACAUUUUGAAGUUAUCUUACCAGUUGAUAGUGUUCUUCUCUAAGAAGCAUUCCAAUAAAACUUCAAAAUGUCAAUAUGUAUUGUCUGACAUUAUCCUCCAUCCAGAUUUUCUAGGUUGUCCUGAUCACAUCUCUGAAUAAGGAAUUAAUGCGUGAUUAUAUUUGUCAUUGAUGUGGAUGUCUAACUACAGCCUGUCCUAUCCUGUCUCCUCUCAGCUGCCUGGGUUCCUGGAGCUGGUAGUGGAGUAUUUCAGACGCUGCCUCAUCGAGAUCUUCGGCAUCCUGAAGGAGUAUGAGGUGGGAGACCCUGGCCAGCGGACGCUCGUUGACCCGCAUGCUGCCGACGAAGACUGCUCCGAUGAAGAGCUACCUGAGCAGGAGGACAUGGAGGAGGACGAGGAAGAAGAGGAGGAUGAAGAGGAGGAGGAGAGGAAGAGCAACGCAGACACCACCACCUCAUCGCAGCAGGUCCAGGUGAAACAGGAGGAGGUGGAGAAAGAGGAGAAAUCCACAACAGAGAAGUCGACAGCAGAGGAGGAGCGGGAAGGAGGAGAGUCUUCUUCCUCCUCCUCUGCGCCUCAGGACUCCAGCCUCCCCCAGGAGAAACCCAAACAGGCCAGUAAGUUUGACAAGCUGCCCAUCAAGAUGGUGCGUAAGAAAGACCCCUUUCCCGGUUGCCGUUCCAGUAAGCUAGGCCGGCGGCAGAGCUUCGACAGCGGACUGAUCCACUGGAGUAUCGGUGGGGGGGACACCACGGAACACAUCCAGACCCACUUCGAGAGCCGGUCUGACCUCCUCAAGCAGCGGAAACGGGUGUCGCCGUCAGCCACAGAGAGCAGGAAGAAGGUGACGGUGUCAGAACACCCUGAGAAGAACAUCUCCCCUGCAGAGAAGACCACCAAGACCUCCGCCCCAACCACGCCCGCCCCGGUCACCGCCACCAUUGACGACGUCCUGUCGGCCCGGCCGGGCUCGGUGACGGAGGAGGCUGUGCGAGGAGCAGCCGAGGAGCAGAAGGUGAAUGGGGGGAAGUUCUUGUUCUCCAUCCGCCAGGCGCAGCAGAGCCGACGCAACAUCACCAUCCUGGAGGACGAGCCUCAUAGCAAGGACGAGACCCCGCUGAGCACGCUGUCUGACUGGCAGGAUGCCCUGGCCCGCCGCUGCGUCUGCAUCUCCAACAUCGUCCGAUCGCUCUCCUUCAUCCCCGGCAACGACCUGGAGAUGUCCAAACACCCGGGGCUGCUGCUGCUGCUGGGCCGUCUGGUCCUGCUCCACCACCGCCACCCAGAGAGGAAACAGGCCCCCGUCACCUACGAGAAGGAGGAGGAGGAGGACGAGGGGGUGAGCUGUGAGAGGGACGAGUGGUGGUGGGACUGUCUGGAGGUCCUCAGGGAGAACUGCCUGGUCACUCUGGCUAACAUCUCCGGCCAGCUGGACCUGUCCAUCUACCCAGAGAGCAUCUGUCUGCCCUUGCUGGACGGCCUGCUCCACUGGGCUGUUUGUCCCUCAGCUGAGGCCUUGGACCCCUUCCCCAUGCUGGGGCCCCACGGGGCCCUAUCCCCCCAGAGACUGGUGCUGGAGACCCUCAGCAAGCUGAGCAUCCAGGACAACAAUGUGGACCUUAUCCUGGCCACGCCGCCAUUCAGCAGGCUGGAGAAGCUGUACGGGACGCUGGUGCGUCUGGUCGGAGAGAGGAAGGUGGCCGUCUGCAGGGAAAUGUCUGUGGUCUUACUGGCCAACCUGGCCCAGGGAGACAGCAUGGCGGCUAGGGCCAUCGCUGUGCAGAAGGCCAGCGUAGGUAACCUCCUGGGCUUCCUGGAGGACAGUCUAGCGGCCACGCAGUACCAGCAGAGCCAGAGUUCCCUGAUACACCUACAGGGGGCGCACUUUGAGCCCACCAGUGUAGACAUGAUGCGGCGAGCAGCCCGCGCCCUGCACGCCAUGGCUAAGUUGGAGGAGAACCACUCAGAGUUCACCCUGUACGAGUCCCGCCUACUGGACAUCUCUGUCUCACCACUCAUGAACUCUCUGGUGUCCCAUGUGAUCUGUGACGUACUCUUUCUGAUUGGCCAGUCAUGA